UACUUAAUCUAGGGGAUAUCCGAUGUAGAGUUGAAGGGAUAGCCACGUACUCAUAAGCAUUCCAACCCUUUUGCCGGUACUCAAACCACACCAACAUGAAAGGCUUAAUGAAUCUUCUAGCCAUCGUGGCUUUCUCUGGGCUAGCCCUAGGGGCAGAAGAGCCUAAAGGGGAGCUCAAAAUUGAAGUUGUUUCCAAGCCCGAAAAGUGCACACGAAAGACCCAUGUAGGGGAUACCCUUUCAAUGCAUUACACGGGACGGUUAGCAAAUGGCAACAAGUUCGACUCAAGUCUAGAUAGAGGCAAAACCUUCGACUUUACACUCGGCAAAGGCAUGGUUAUCCAGGGUUGGGAACAAGGUUUACUCGAUAUGUGCAUCGGAGAGAAACGUAAACUGACUAUCCCGCCACAUCUAGCAUAUGGUGAGAAUGGUGCAGGUGCGGCUAUCCCACCCCACGCCACACUUUACAUGGACGUCGAACUUGUAGAGAUCCAGGGCAGCAAAGAAAGUGAUCCCAAUGUAUUUGGCAUGAUUGACAAGAAUAACGACAAGGUGUUGACACAAGAGGAAGUAAAGAAUUACUUGAAAGAACAGGGAGGCAUGCCAAGUGAUGAUGAGGCUAGCCAUGACACCAUCGUGUCUGAGAUAUUCCAGCAAGAGGAUAAGGAUAAGGAUGGUACAAUAUCUUUUGACGAGUUUACCGGCCCAAAGCGUGAUGAGCUCUGAGUUUGAUGUUUGGAUGAAGGACAAAGAAAACUGGGAAUAAUGUCUAUGUAUGAAAGUUCAUUUAAGCUUAUUGAACAAAAAAAAAGACCCUUUGACACUAUUCACAAAAUUGGUCAAAAGUUGUGUACUGAACAGACCGUUGAUAUUUAUGUUGUUGUUAUAAAGAAAGUACUGGUAUAUGGUCACAUGUAUAUAAUGAAAUGACAUAUGUCGCCUUGUUAUAUUACUGUAUCAUUUAGCAACUAGCUUUGUUUUAUUUCGUUAACCAUAAUUCUGUGCUAUAUUGAAUUAUUUUGAUACAUCAGCUGAUUUAUGAGCUAUUAUCCGACUCUUAUAUCAGCAUAGACAAUGUAAUUAGAGUUAGAGCUGUGUAUUCUUUAAUAAGUAAAGAUUGAUUUUAAAA
This is a messenger RNA of Nematostella vectensis (starlet sea anemone), 1128 nucleotides long. RefSeq names its product FK506-binding protein 2. The record is from RefSeq and is a predicted model, not a curated record. The transcript has 2 exons. Lineage: Eukaryota; Metazoa; Cnidaria; Anthozoa; Actiniaria; Edwardsiidae. Gene Ontology annotation, molecular function: calcium ion binding; peptidyl-prolyl cis-trans isomerase activity. Bases 96 to 725 code for a protein of 209 amino acids.